CGGCAAGAUACUCGCCAAGAAGCCGGAGGGGUCUGAGAAGCAUGUGAAGAUCAAAGAUGUUGCCCUUCCGGAUGAACUUUUCAAGCUAGGCUUCCGGCAGUAUCGGCCGAGGGGCUCGCAGGAUGAAAGAUACCCUCCGAUAGAUCGUGUAUUUGAGAGCGUCAUAGGUAACAAUAUGGAUGUGAACUCCCUGUUUGCCCUGAAGAAGACGAAGGGGAAGAAGAAGGACCCCUCGGGUCCGAAGCCGGUGGGUGCUUCCCCCAUAGAGGAGCCCUCCCAAGCUGCUGCCGCCGGUGUUGGUGCCGGGAGUUCCAAGGGCGAGGGGGGCCUAAAGAAGAAGAACGGCGGUAAGGGGCUUGAGCCCCCGGCCAAGAAGUUGAAGGCCGCGGACUCCGGUAAGCAGCCGGCUGCUGAUGUUGUCCUCAUCGUGGACGAGGGGCAUGCCUCCGGCCCCAUCCCUCAGGAGCGUGUCUACCAAGACUUCUUCGGCCGGGAGAAGUUAGAGGCAAUUGUGCCGAAGUGGGCCUCGAUCCUGGAAGGUAACCUCAUCCCUUCGGCACUGAUGAGACAAGUGAUGCCUUCAGCUGACAGGCUGGCUCUCGCCCAGAUGAAUGAUGAGGGCCUCAACUCGAGGAUCCUUCAGAAUAGUGCCUCCGCCUUCAUGGGACUUUGUGAGCACUUCCGGAGGGUCGAGCAGAUGAUGGAGGCUAGGGGUGCUGCCGAGGAGGAAGCUGCUAGCCUCAGAAAGAAGCUGGCUGAAGCCGAGGACUCCCUUCGCCUGGCCACCGAGAGCAUGGAGCAGCGGGUGCGGGCUGCGAAGGCCGAAGGCAAGAGCGAGGGCCUGGCUGAGGCUGGGGAAGCAGCUGCCG
Messenger RNA from Cuscuta europaea, 869 nucleotides. NCBI's taxonomy places the organism in Eukaryota, Viridiplantae, Streptophyta, Magnoliopsida, Solanales, Convolvulaceae. The record is from the annotation of a GenBank genome assembly.